Molecule: messenger RNA, 373 nt
Organism: Trichoplusia ni (cabbage looper)
Lineage: Eukaryota; Metazoa; Arthropoda; Insecta; Lepidoptera; Noctuidae
Product: keratin, type I cytoskeletal 10-like
Exons: 2
Coding region: 41-277 (78 amino acids)
Source: RefSeq, a predicted model, not a curated record
AAAACACAUCAGUGUAUCCUGCAAUACGAUACUGAACAAAAUGGCUCGUUUAUUAACAUUUGUCUUACUUCUAGCUAUAGUUUCUUGUGUCUUUGCCCAUUCAGGCAAGCACUACAGUGGAGAGGCUCACGCAUCUCAUGGCAGUAUCGGUGUCGGCAGUGUCAGUGGAGGUGAAUUCGGUGCCGGCGCCUUCAGCAUCGGCCACGGCGGCAGCAGCUCUAGCUAUGGCACCGGCGGUCAGGGAGGCGGCUACAGCAACAACAACUACGGCGGCUGAAUUAACCUAACAAACCACAGAGAAGUUAACAUCUAUCCUUAAUCGUAUCGACCAUCGUUUAUAGUGCAAUAAAAAUAUUUUAUUUCUAUUUUUAAA